Nicotiana tabacum (common tobacco) is the source of this 2015-nucleotide messenger RNA. RefSeq names its product putative inactive receptor kinase At5g58300. Gene Ontology annotation, molecular function: ATP binding; protein binding; protein kinase activity. NCBI's taxonomy places the organism in Eukaryota, Viridiplantae, Streptophyta, Magnoliopsida, Solanales, Solanaceae. The record is from RefSeq and is a predicted model, not a curated record. Gene Ontology annotation, biological process: protein phosphorylation.
UGUUCUCAUUCUUCUUAUCUCACUAAAUAUCUUGUGAACAACUGAUUAAAUUUCCUAUCACAAUGGCUUAUGGGCUAUUUUGGUAGCUGAUUUUGCUUAAUUAACUUGCAUAUCCUGAGUAGUAAAAACAUAAUGAAACUCCAAGCUCUACUCUCAAGUAUUGCCAUUUUUCUCCCCUUGCUUGCAAUUCUUCCUCACAUUAUUGCUAAUCUUGAAUCUGAUAGACAAGCUCUACUUCAAUUUGCAGCAUCUGUGCCACAUCUUAGAAAACUCAACUGGAACUUUGCUGUACCAAUUUGCAAAUCUUGGAUUGGUAUCACUUGCAACAAAGAUGGAACCAGAGUUAUUGCAAUCCAUUUGCCUGGUGUUGGACUUUAUGGACAUAUCCCAGCCAAUAGUAUAGGAAAACUAGAUGCUCUCAAAGUCCUUAGCCUAAGAGCAAACAAUCUAAAUGGAAAUGUUCCUUCUGAUAUCCUUUCAAUCCCUUCUCUCCAGUCCAUCUACCUUCAACACAAUAAUUUCUCUGGUGAUAUUCCUAUUUUUUUAUCACCUAAACUUGGUCUAAUGGAUCUCUCCUUUAACUCUUUUACUGGAGAAAUUCCCCCUUCAAUCACGAAUUUGACUAGACUGUCUGUGUUAAACCUACAGUUCAAUUCAUUGUCUGGAACAAUUCCCAAUAUUGAUGCCUCAAGGUUAAGUCUUUUGAAUUUGAGUUAUAACAUGCUAAAUGGCUCAGUUCCAUAUUCCCUCAAGAAGUUUCCACUUUCUUCUUUUGUGGGAAACUCUAAUUUAUGUGGGACGCCUCUCAAUAGCUGUUCUUCAAGUUCUGCACCACCCCCUGCAAUCUAUGAAAAGCAUAAAGGUGCCAACUUUAAGAAACUUAGUACUGGAACUAUCAUUGAAAUUGCAAUAGGUGUUCCCUCUGUGAUUUUUCUCCUGUUUUUAUUGAUUUCCUUCUGCUAUUUGAAUAUGAAAGUUAGUAAUAAAACAAGCAUAGUUGAAGAGAAAAUGGAAAAUGGGGGAAGGAAUGAGAAGUCAGAGGAGUUUGGGAGUGGGGUGCAAGAUUCUGAAAAGAACAAAUUGAUGUUCUUUAAAGGGUGUACUUACAACUUUGAUCUGGAGGAUCUGCUAAGUGCUUCUACUGAUGUUCUUGGUAAAGGGAGUUAUGGAACUGCUUACAGAGUUGUCUUAGAUGAGGUAACAAUAGUAGUGGUGAAAAGGUUGAAGGAAGUGGGAGUUGCUAAAAAGGAGUUUGAACAGAAUAUGGAGAUUGUGGGAAGGGUUAAAAGACACCCUAAUAUAGUGCCACUGCUUGCAUAUUAUUACUCCAAAGAUGAGAAACUUCUUGUUUAUGAAUACAAGCCUGCUGGUUACUUGUCAUCAGCCUUGCACGGUAAUAGAGGCUUUGGAAGAAUUCCAUUAGAUUGGGACGCUAGAUUGAAGAUCUCUCUAGGAGCAGCAAAAGGAAUUUCACAUAUCCACUCUGACGGUGGAUUUAAGUUUAUUCAUGGAAACAUCAAGUCAUCCAAUGUACUUCUUACAAAGGAGCUCGACGGUUGCAUUUCUGAUUUUGGUUUAACCACUCUAACAAAUUACGUAUCCAUCAAGUAUAAGGGUGCUGGUUACUGCGCUCCAGAAGUGAUUGAAACGCGAAAAGGCACACAAAAAUCUGAUGUUUACAGCUUUGGAGUAUUGCUUCUUGAGUUGCUCACUGGAAAAUCCCCUCUUCCAAUGUUAGGGCACGAUUACAUAGUCGAUUUGCCAAGGUGGGUUCGUUCUGUUGUUAGAGAGGAAUGGACGGCUGAAGUUUUCGAUGUAGAGCUGAUGAAGUACCAGAAUAUUCAAGAAGAGAUGGUGCAGAUGCUUCAGAUUGCACUUUCAUGUGUAACAAAGGUGCCUGAUAUGAGGCCUACAAUGGAUGAAGUGAUUAGAAUGAUUGAAGAAAUUAGGCAACCAGAAUGAACCGUAAGUAUCGGAAAUUUAUAAGUGCCUAGUUUGUCUAGAUGAAACUCCAA